Mesocricetus auratus (golden hamster) is the source of this 2932-nucleotide messenger RNA. RefSeq names its product solute carrier family 22 member 4 (gene Slc22a4). Gene Ontology annotation, cellular component: membrane. Gene Ontology annotation, molecular function: ATP binding; transmembrane transporter activity. Gene Ontology annotation, biological process: carnitine transport; transmembrane transport. The transcript is spliced from 10 exons. The coding region runs from base 856 to 2517 and encodes 553 amino acids. The record is from RefSeq and is a predicted model, not a curated record. NCBI's taxonomy places the organism in Eukaryota, Metazoa, Chordata, Mammalia, Rodentia, Cricetidae.
AGUCUAGGCUGUGGUGAAAAAUGUGACUCCAUUGCUAUGCUUCCGCAGUGGGCCUGAGUCCUUCUGGUGUCUCCUAUAUAGGCCCCAGGGAAUCUUCAAGAGGACACAGAGACGACUACUCAGAGGCCUGUGACCGGGCGUUGUCUCUGACUCAUCAUGACCUUGCAGAUCCCUUGCAGGCUCCCGGGUCACAUUUGCUUCUUUUCAAGGUGAGGAUCCUGCUGUUCCAAGGACACUUCUCUGGUCCCCCGCUGUCCAGGCCAUGCUAAGGCACAGAACUGAGCCCCCACACUGGAGUGUGUGAAGAGGCGGCAUUCCUGUCACCCACAGAGGUCUCCAGCGAGCGCAGACUUGAUAAACUGUCCACCCGCCUAAGCUCAGACUCCAGACUGGGGCCGUGGAGCAACGGACUCCUGCCCCGGGCUAGGUCUGGCAAGACGCGGACAUUGAAGCCAGGGUCAACCCCUUAGAGACCUUGCUCUCCGGACGCGACUCCUCCCAGACGCUCACCCUCCCACGUGGGGCUGAGAAGAGGUCCGGGCUCGCGGCACGGGCUUUGCACAGCGGAUCCCUAGCAGGAGGCCCAGCGUGAAAGGCUGCUGGGUGCAGGGAGGCGGAGCCGACCCGGGAGCCCCUCCCCUGAUCGGUGAGCAUACUAGCCUCUCGGUGCCUCGCCCGCACUGGGGGGUGUGGUCCCGAGAACUCCGCUUCCCCGAGCUCCGUGCCAGCCCCUAGGAGCUUUGCAGAACCUACAGCGCAUUUGUACGCGGCCACCCCGGGAAGGCCCCCGCCAGGCAACUCAGUCAUCAGAUUCCCUCUUACUCCCUUGUGCAAGUUGUGGAGGAGGCUGGAAGCAUGCGGGACUAUGACGAGGUGACCUCCUUCCUGGGCGAGUGGGGCCCCUUCCAGCGCCUCAUCUUCUUCCUACUCAGCGCCAGCAUCAUCCCCAACGGCUUCAAUGGUAUGUCAGUCGUGUUUCUGGCAGGAUCACCGGAGCAUCGUUGCCGUGUGCCUGACACCGUGAACCUGAGCAGCGCGUGGCGCAACCACAGUAUCCCAUUGGAGACGAAGGACGGACGACAGGUGCCCCAGAAGUGCCGCCGCUACCGGCUGGCGACCAUCGCUAACUUCUCUGCCCUGGGGCUGGAACCGGGACUGGAUGUGAACCUGGAGCAGCUGGAGCAGGAGAGCUGCCUGGAUGGCUGGGAGUACAGCAAGGACGUCUUCCUAUCCACCAUUGUGACCGAGUGGAAUCUGGUGUGUGAGGAUGACUGGAAGACACCCCUCACCACCUCCCUGUUCUUCGUAGGCGUUCUCUGUGGCUCCUUCGUGUCUGGGCAGCUGUCAGACAGGUUUGGCAGGAAGAAAGUCCUCUUUGCAACCAUGGCUGUGCAGACUGGAUUCAGCUUCGUGCAGAUUUUCUCCACCAGCUGGGAGAUGUUCACCGUGUUAUUUAUCAUCGUGGGCAUGGGCCAGAUCUCCAACUAUGUGGUGGCCUUCAUACUAGGAACUGAAAUUCUGAGCAAGUCAGUUCGAAUUAUCUUCUCCACGUUAGGAGUCUGCACAUUUUUUGCAAUCGGCUACAUGGUGCUGCCUCUGUUUGCAUACUUCAUCCGGGACUGGCGGAUGCUGCUGCUGGCACUGACACUUCCUGGGGUGCUGUGUGCCCCCCUGUGGUGGUUUAUUCCCGAAUCUCCCCGGUGGCUGAUAUCCCAGAGGAGAUUUGAAGAGGCAGAACAGAUCAUCCAGAAAGCUGCAAAGAUGAACAGCAUCGUGGCGCCUGCAGUGAUAUUUGAUCCUCUGGAGCUACAGGAGCUAAAUUCCUUGAAGCAGAAGAAAGUUUUCAUUCUGGACCUGUUUAAGACUAGGAACAUUGCCACAAUAACAGUGAUGUCUGUGAUGCUGUGGAUGCUAACCUCAGUGGGUUACUUUGCUCUGUCUCUCAAUGUUCCUAAUUUACAUGGAGAUAUCUACCUGAACUGCUUCCUCUCUGGCCUGAUUGAAGUUCCAGCUUAUUUCACAGCCUGGCUGCUGCUGAGAAACCUGCCUCGGAGAUACAUCAUAGCCGGGGUGCUGUUCUGUGGAGGAGGUGUGCUUCUCUUGAUCCAAAUGGUACCUGAAGAUUAUAACUUCGUGUCCAUUGGCCUGGUGAUGCUGGGGAAAUUUGGGGUCACCUCUGCCUUCUCCAUGCUGUAUGUCUUCACUGCAGAGCUCUACCCAACCCUGGUCAGGAACAUGGCUGUGGGCAUCACCUCCAUGGCUUCUAGAGUGGGCAGCAUCAUCGCUCCCUACUUUGUUUACCUGGGUGCCUAUAACAGACUCCUGCCCUACAUUGUCAUGGGCAGUCUGACUGUCCUGAUUGGAAUCAUCACGCUUUUUUUCCCUGAAAGUUUUGGAGUGGCUCUACCAGAGAACUUAGAGCAGAUGCAGAAAGUGAGAGGGUUCAGAUGUGGGAAAAAAUCAACAGCCUCUUUGGACAGAGAAGAAAGCCCCAAGGUUCUAAUCACUGCAUUCUAGUAAGGGUUCCUUGGCAUUCAGCCAACUGGAAAUCAGAUGUGUCCAAUAAACUGGGAAAGAUGGAACAUGCCUAUAAUCCCAGCACUCUAGAGGGAGAGCCAAGAGGAUCAGGAAUUCAAGGUCAUCCUUGGCUACAUCAGGCAUGUAAGACCAGCCUGGACUCCAUGCAGCCCUGUCUCAACAAAACAAAGUCAAAGCCUUUACUGCUGAAAGGGACUAUUAGAAGCAAUGGGCAUUAAGCUGGACUUGUGGAGAAACACAUGUUGUCUUCUAAACUGGACAGCUAACUACUCAAAGAAAUAAGUUUGUAAGAUUUUUCUUCAAAAUGUGUUAGUCAAGGACUGGCAAAAUCCAUACGAAGAUUAACACGUUUCCAAAAUACUACCCAAAUAAACUGAUUGUAUUAUCAAAACUA